UGACUGAACGGUAGUGCAUCAUGUCACCUGGGGCACAAAGACUCUGCAGCGCCUUUUCUUGGUAGAUGACAUGGUGGAGUCCCUCAAGUUUGCUUUUUUGUUCUACGUCCUCACCUACGUGGGAGCUGUUUUCAAUGGUCUGACGUUGCUUAUACUCGGUGUGAUAAGUGCAUUUACCUUCCCUCUGCUCUACAGGCAGCAUCAAGCACAGAUCGACCAGUAUGUAGGGCUGGUGAGGAACCAGUUAAGUAACCUCAGAGCAAAGAUGCUGGCCAAAUUGCCAACAGCAAAAGCGAAGGCAGAAUGAAGGGUCUUGGUGGUGGUUCUCUUCCCUGUGCACAUAGAUGCAAACAACAAUGCACACCCUGCUUCUUCUUCUUCUUCCUCCUCCUCCUCGCUUCCCCUCCCCAGACAUUGCGUAGUGACCCUUCCUCUCCCACUCUCCUUGGCCUGGAGGGGCUGGGCAGUUGCUGGUUUUCCUUCAGCUCCCCCCCCCCCCGAGAAAUUGGGGAACCCUUGCAAGGGAGGUGGGGGGAGGACCAUCAUCCCUUUGCAUCUCAACCCUGCAGUUGCAGAGGCUCAGGGAAGCUGCUCUUUCUUUCCCUCCUGGGGGAGAGGGGGGCUGAGAGAAGCCCCCCCCAGACCCACAGCCAAGGAUUUGUCUACCAAGAGCUGAGGGGCUAGUAUCCCACGCUCCUUUCUCCCUCCAUGUCCUAGCGACUUCCUCCUCCUCCUCUUCCUCCUGCCUGCAGUAUUUGUCCUGGGUCCUGAGUUGAGGCCGGCCAACCCGGAGCAUCCUUCCCUCUUGAGGAAGGGGAGCCGCUCAAGGUUGGGCAAGACCACCUCUGCCUCCUUUCUGUGGGAUGUCGUAGCUGUUCCCCCCCUGCCUCUCGUCACCGGCCGGGCUGCGGCUUGGCUGAUCGGCUGGAGGGUUGGGUGCAGCCAGUUCUUUUUGCCUGGAUAUUUACACUUUAAUAAAAACAGUUGUGAGAAAAAAAUGGGUACGCAUGA
This is a messenger RNA of Ahaetulla prasina, 1011 nucleotides long. Its product is annotated as reticulon-2-like. NCBI's taxonomy places the organism in Eukaryota, Metazoa, Chordata, Lepidosauria, Squamata, Colubridae. The record is from RefSeq and is a predicted model, not a curated record. The coding region runs from base 71 to 307 and encodes 78 amino acids. The transcript is spliced from 5 exons.